Messenger RNA from Haliotis rubra (blacklip abalone), 1494 nucleotides. Its product is annotated as ras-related protein Ral-A-like. The annotation marks the transcript as partial. Gene Ontology annotation, biological process: Ras protein signal transduction. The record is from RefSeq and is a predicted model, not a curated record. Gene Ontology annotation, cellular component: plasma membrane. The transcript is spliced from 3 exons. NCBI's taxonomy places the organism in Eukaryota, Metazoa, Mollusca, Gastropoda, Lepetellida, Haliotidae. Gene Ontology annotation, molecular function: GDP binding; GTP binding; GTPase activity.
UUUGCAGGUGAGGAUUCACUUAACCAACAAAAGUUUCAUUUCGUGAUCGAAGAAGAGAAGGUAGUGCUGGAUGGAGAGGAGGUUCAGAUUGACAUCCUAGACACUGCCGGAUUGCGGUUAGACUCACGCGAGCAACGGGAUAAUUACUUUCGUGAGUGGAUAAGGCUUUCUCUGUGUCUCUUUCUAUCAUGGAAAGCAAGAAUCUUUCAAGCCACGGCAGAAUUUAGAGAACAAAUUUUACGAGUGAAAAAUGACGAAAACAUUCCAUUCCUGUUGGUUGGGAACAAGUGUGACUUAGAGGAGAAGCGACAAGUUAGUAAUGACGAAGCCACAAAACGGGCCCAGGAAUGGAAGGUGGUGUACGUGGAAACCUCAGCAAAGACCAGGACGAACGUAGACAAGGUAUUCUACGAUUUGAUGAGGGAGAUUCGCUCACGGAAGAUGGAAGCAAGUCGACAGAAUAAUGGCAAACAGAAGAAAAAGAAAGACAGUCGCAAAAAGAAAUGUGUCAUUUUGUAACAAACACCCCUCGUUAUAACUCUCCCCAACUGUGCAAAGACAUCUCCACAUCAACGCCCAAACUAGGGGCUCGGAAAUCAGCCACGCUGUGUCCAGCCAAGUUGACUGGACAGGGUUAGAGAAAGACUUAGGAUGGAUGUCACCAGUUGGCAGAUGUCCCAGGACUCUCCCUAACCAAGGCAUCCGUUCACAGACAGCGUCACUUUUUUCAGGAACAGUUUCUGAACAUUUGGAAACAACGAUGUGUUUCGAUAUUUAGAGAAAAGCUGUGGGGUCUUUGGAAACAGCAUGUCAGGAUUCAUGCUAACAUGUAUGUUUUGAUAAUGUUUCAUCAAAAUUUGAGUGUAAGAUCCAGAUUUUCAGGUUUGAAAUUGUUACAUUUGUUUUUGUGUGUUGAUAAUUACUGAUUAACGAAUAGAAAGAUGGAAAGGUAAAAAGAAAAACCUGAAGAACAUUUUAUAUGCUUCAUUGUAUAUGAUAGGACCAAAAGUGUACUUUUCAAUAUCCAAUGUACGCAACCUAUUCAAUCAUUGUGCUGCUUGCAUGGAAUGCAAUGUAUGGCUUGUAGUGUAAGGGAGGUAACUCUUCAUGCAGAGCUGCUACCAGUUGCAGCAACAAGGCUUUUGAAAUCCUUCAACUCAGAAUUUAAAUGUUUAAAAUCAUUUUUGCAAAUCAAAUGCCAUGUGUAAAUGUACUUGUACAAAUAUUCUUGUAUUGAAUUAUGUAUGACAUUUUGAGAUUGAAACUAAAAUGAUGCACUCUUGCUCUAUAAUAUCGCUAUGAAAAUUUCGACACCUGUUUCAGCUUCAUGGUAUUUUGGUUGCAUGGACAGCCUCAUUGUUUUGAAUAAAUAUGUCACAUGUCCGUAGAUUGUCACGAGGAAUAUUCAGAAUACCAUGUCUUAAUGGACCCUUUAAAAAGAUUGAUUUGACUACACUGUUGAAUUCAUGUUUUGGUAUAAACUUGUAAGAUAUG